AUGACCUGGGAGGAUGUAGUAUCCAAGUUUCAUAGGUCGCAUAGCCCGACUAUUCAAGAUAUAGCACCCUCUCUCGCCGCCGCCGGCCGACCGCUGAGCCCCGCCCCCGCAAUCACAAAUGUCCAAGCCUUGUUCGCACACGACUCGCAGGAGAUGGAUAUCGACUCCAGUACUCCUGGCUCCAACCACCCCGGUCGACCUCCAUUGAGCGAUGCUCGAAUUCGUACCCCUUUGCCAUCGGGUCCCCGUCUCGAGAAGUCCUUGUCGUUACCUGGGAUCGAAAGUUUUAAGAACGAUCUCCAAACUAAUGUGGGACGUAUGCUUUCCACGCCCAGCCGAGAUCGAUAUAGCUCUGUACAGGUCCUGUUCCUAUUCUGGCAAGAUGACGAGGAGGUCCCCACGAUUCAGUCCGCUGUGAGGGAGCUUGCGGAAGUUUUCGAUAAAUAUUAUCGUUACGGAUUCCAAGUACAGGCCAUUCCCUCAUCGUCCGAUGGCUGCAAGAGCUCCUGGCGAUGGCUUUCGAGGCAACUGAACGAGUUCGUCGAAGAUCGCGACGAGCGUGACGUGUUGAAGAUAGUGUAUUAUGCUGGACACACGUACCUCGAUGCCAAUCGGGAGAUGGUUCUGGCAAGCUCUCGAGAUCCCGAACAAGCUUCGACUAUUCGAUGGGGUGGUAUCCAACAAACCCUGGAGGAAGCUUGUGCCGAUACGUUAAUUCUAAUGGACGCGGCAUACUAUCCGUCAUUCAGGAUGGUUCGCCAGCAGGGCGUUUUGGAGCUUCUGGCAGCCUCAGUCUCGGAAGCCCAUUUCUAUGACCUAGAUCGUUGCGCGUUCACUCGGGCCUUGGCUGAGCAACUGCGAGUAAGGGCAGCACGAUUAAGUCCUCUAUCUGCAGCCGAGUUGCAUGCAAAUCUGUUCUCUCAUUACGCCAAGAUGGUUCAGGACAAGUACCCGGAGAAGGAGGCGCUGACGAGUUUCCCCUCGCCAUUACAUAUGAUGAUGUCGGGCAACUCGAGGCUUCCGUCCAUCUUCCUCUCACCUGUGUACCAGAACAGUCCUAUGAGGAGCAGUUUUUCGUCAUACGAGAACAGCCCGCAGCUACAUUUGUCAAUUCGACUUGAUGAUGACAAUGUCGACAUUGAAAGUUGGAACGAGUGGUUGCGAUUAAUGCCUGAAGGUAUCAGAGAUAUCAAAGUCGAGGGCCCGUUUCGAGCUACGUUCAGAUGA
This is a messenger RNA of Fusarium sp. VM40, 1227 nucleotides long. NCBI's taxonomy places the organism in Eukaryota, Fungi, Ascomycota, Sordariomycetes, Hypocreales, Nectriaceae. The record is from the annotation of a GenBank genome assembly.